Molecule: messenger RNA, 4205 nt
Organism: Trichechus manatus latirostris (Florida manatee)
Lineage: Eukaryota; Metazoa; Chordata; Mammalia; Sirenia; Trichechidae
Gene: GMNN
Product: geminin DNA replication inhibitor
Exons: 6
Coding region: 1228-1779 (183 amino acids)
Biological process (GO): negative regulation of cell cycle; negative regulation of DNA replication
Cellular component (GO): nucleus
Source: RefSeq, a predicted model, not a curated record
GUGAUUAUCUAACUUAAUGUUACUUUUACUUAAAAUUUUGGCUAAUCACAAGUUCCAGCAUCUUGGCAUCCUUGUUGAAAAUCAAUUGACCAUAAAUAUAGAGGUUUAUUUCUGGAGUCCCAAUUCUGUUCCAUUGAUCUACAUGUCUAUGCUUGUAUCACACUGUAUUGGUUACUGCAGUUUUGUAGUUAAGUUUUGAAACUGGGAAAUGUGAGUUCUCCAAUUUUGUUCUCUUUCAAGAUCGUAUUGGCUAUUCUGGGUCCCUUGAAUUCCAUAUGAAUUUCAGGAUCAGCCUGUCAAUUUCUGUAGAAAAGUCAGCUGAGGUUUUUAUACAAUUGGUAUUUUUAUCUUGAUCUUAUAUCCUGCAACCUUACUGAACUUGUUUUCUAGUUCUAAUUGAUUUUUAGUGGAUUCUUUUUUAUGCAAGAUGAUUAUUCUUUUGUUCUUACUUUUAUACUUCAUGAAAUGAUUUUAUUAAAAUUAGUUGUAUGUAUCUUGUGUUUCGUUCUGGUUCUGCCUCCAAAACUAUGACUUUGAGUGAGUUAGAUAGCACCUCAGCCUCAGUUUACUCAUCAGUAACAUGAGGGAAUUAGACUCUAGAACUAGAUCUGUAAGAGUGAGUUUUAAUCUAAGGCCCAUGUAUUCCUUGUCAAUUGUAUGCAAAAUUCUGUGCAAAUGUGAGUUUUUUGGGGAGGGAGUUCACAGAGUCUCAAAUUGUUUUCUAAAAAAAGGUUAAGAACCACUAACAUGUAAAAACCUUUGUGGUUCUAAAGAGUAUUAUUCUUAUGCAUAAUCUGAAUAAAGAAAAUAGCCAAUAUUACAUUUUUUUAGGGCCAGAUGUUAUAAAAGCAUUAGCUUACAUGUAGAAAAGCUAAAUCUUAGGAAUGGUCAUUUUUUUGUGUGUGACAAUAACUUAGCUGGUUUCUUUGACCAGUAUUAAUAACAAGAAUUUAAAUAAAUUAAUACUUUCUAUUAAGGUUCCAAAGUUAUAUUUUCUUCUACUUGUCUGGAGGCUAUUGACUAAUCUGUAAUCUAAAUUAUAUCUGAAAUGUUGGUAUAAUAUUUGUUCUCUCAGUAGCUGGCAUUUGUUCUUCAGUUAAAUAGUGAGAUAAUAAUCAGCAGUAGAAACUUUACCGUGGGAAAGGUGAACUCUUGUCAUGUGAAGUACGGUGUGGAAUCAGUAACUUUCUCACGCUGAAUAGUCCUGUCCCAAGAAGAACUCUGAAGAUGAUUCAGCCUUCAGCAGCUGGAUCUCUUGUGGGAAGAGAAUGUGAGUUGGCAAAAGGCUUAUCCAAAAGGAAACAUGGAAGUGGCCAGUUAAUGUCUAAGACUUCUAGUCCAGGAGUUGUUAUUGUCCCAGAAAGUAGUGAAAAUAAAAGUCUUGGAGGAGUCACUCAAGAAGCAUUUGAUCUUAUGAUUAAAGAAAAUCCAUCCUCUCAAUAUUGGAAAGAAGUAGCAGAAAAACGGAGGAAGGCUCUUUAUGAAGCACUUAAGGAAAAUGAGAAACUUCAUAAAGAAAUUGAAGGAAAGGACAAUGAAAUUGCCCGCCUGAAAAAAGAGAAUAAAGAAUUGGCAGAAGUAGCAGAACACGUACAGUAUAUGGCAGAAGUGAUAGAGAGACUGAAUAACGAACCUCUGGAUAACUCUGAAUCAUCGGAUGGUCAGGAAUUUGAGUCUGAAGAAGAAACUGGUGAGAAUUCUGAAGUAGAAGACUCAGAAAUUGGCACAUGUGCUGAAGAAAUUGUGCCUUCCUCUACAGAUGCAAAACCAUGUAUAUGAAAUUCAUUAAUAUUUGACUCUUCAGAAAUACACUGCCAAAGUUUACCUCCACUAUAGUUCUUCGUAGCAGAGUAAAUAACUACAUAAUGCAAACUUCUGGAAUCAGACUGACUUGUUUGAAUCCUGGGACUCUAUUAUUGUAUUAAAAUACAAAUACUGUGUAUUUUUAAUCUGUGUUUUAUGUAAAUAGCAUUUUCUCAGUUGUCUGGCAUGACUUGUGUAUAUGAUAAAUAAACUUCAAUCUCAAGAAGCAUGGUGUAUAUCUUGAUAGAAUGAAGUACAAGGAGUCUGUAGAAAAAAUUUUUUUUCUAUGCUUUUAUAUUUUCUUUCUAUUCCUCUGCUAAUUAACUUAGAGGAAAAUAAAUGCAUCCCUAUUUAGACUGAAAUAAGGUUUUUCACUUCAAACCUGGUUGCACUUUAAACUCAUCAGAGGCACUAUUGAUUUUCAGACCUCAUACAGAUACUAUUCUUACUGAGUAGUUUUUGGAAUGGAGCGUGAGAAUCUGUUUUUUUCAAAGCUCCUCAAGUGAAUCUGAUUAACUAGGUAAAGGCUUGACUAGCUGGACUGAUCAAGACUCUUCUUGGGAGCUUAAAAUGAUGGAUGAUGGUGAUAAUCCUCUAGAGAAGCAAAGUGGGGGGCAGGUGAAACUCCAAGGAAGAGAUUCAGGAAUCGGUGAGGGUUCUGAAGCUUUUUGUGUCCACACAUUACACAUGCUGGGAUAGUUGCAAAGUAUAUAAAUAUUGAGAGACUAAGAAGUAAUAGUAGGUGAGAUUAGGGAUUUCCCAUAUGAACUAUGUCUUGAAGGAAGAAAAAGACAAAACGGAAAUUGUUUGCAAAGUAUACACCGCUGGGAUUGGAUCAGUUCUGUAAGAAGCAUACAAGUACCUUUGUAUAAACUGACAUAUCAAACUUUAAAGGAGUUCUUUAAAGCCAACUUCAUAGUGUUACUGUGAGAAUUAAAACCUGAAAUAAGUGCUUAAAAAUUAGAAGAUACUAAUCUGUAGCAGCAGCAUCUAAUAGAACUUUCUAAGAUGAUGAAAAUAUCUAUACUGUCCAGUAUGGUAGCCACUAACCACAUGUAGUUAUUGAACCUGUGCAACGUGACUAGUGUGAAUGAGGAACUGAAUUUUUGAUUUAUAUUUAAAUAGCUACAUGAGACUAGUAGCUACUGUAUUGGACAGUGCAGCGCUAUAUGUUAUAGGUGAGUCACUAGUCUAAAGGCAGAAUUAAGGUUAGACAGGAAAAUCACCUGGAAAGCUGUUAGAAUUUGUAAUAGAGGGGAGAGCUAAGUAGAAUAGAAUGCCUUUGCAAAUAGAAAAUAUUUCUAAAAAAAUACCAAAAAUGGAUUGGCAGGAUUUGAUCGAAGGGAGCAAAAGAGAAGGAAUUGAAGAGGAUUUUAAAGUUAGGUAAGAGUUAAAACUAUAAAACUUCUAUAAGAAAAUAAUAGAAACAAUCUUUGACCUUAGGUGUGGAAAGAUUUCUCAAAUAUGACAUUCAAAGCAAGGAUUGUAUCAAAUUGGACUUCAUGAAAAUUAAAAAUUCUCUUUGAAAGGCCCUUUUAAGAGGGAAAAAAAGCAAGCUACAGACUGGGAGAAAAUAUUAAAACAUCUGAAAAGGAUUAUCUAAUUAAAACAUCUGAAAAAGGAUUAUCUAUCAAUCUCCUACCUACCUUAGCUACUACACCCAGUUUUAAAAAUGGGGAAAUGAUCUGGACACUUCACUAAAGAAUAUAUACAGAUGGCAAAUAAGCACAUCAAAAGAUGCUCAGGAUCAGUCACUAGGGAAAUGGAAAUCAAAACUAUGCCGAGAUACUGCUGAACACCUAUCAGACUGGCUAACAUUUAAAAAGCAAAAACUUGACCAUACUGUUAAAUGAACAUGAAGAAAUCAAAACUUUCCUACACAGCUGACGGCAAUGUGAAAUGGCGCAAUUGGUAUGAAAAAGUUGGCAAUUUCUUAAAAGUUAAACUUAUAUGUUCCAUAUGACCUAGCCAUUCCCAGGUAUUUAUUCAAGAAAAAUGAAAACAUAAGUCCACAUGAAGAUUUGAUGUAAACUUCAUUUAAACCACAACAAGAAGCAGAAAAAAAGAUGUGUCCACAGAUUUUCAUAGUUUUAUUAGUAAUAGUCCAAAUGCCCAUCAGCAGAUGAAUGGAUAAAUGAAUUGUGUAUUCAUAUAGUGGAACACUACUUGGAAAUUAAAAAGAACAAAUUUUUGGUAUACACAGCAUGGGUGAGUCUCAACAAUGUUGAUCAAAAGAAGUCAGAUAAGCAAGUACUAUAUGCUUCCACUUAUAUAAAAUUAUAAAAAUGACAAACUAGAGAAAGCGGAUUACCAUCAUGAGGUAUUUUCAUAAGCAUCACUAUGCCAAUUUUUUUUACAUGUUGCUAUAAAAAGACAUUAGCAUGCUUACGAAAAUAACCUUC